This is a messenger RNA of Musa acuminata AAA Group (dessert banana), 1192 nucleotides long. RefSeq names its product peroxidase P7-like. NCBI's taxonomy places the organism in Eukaryota, Viridiplantae, Streptophyta, Magnoliopsida, Zingiberales, Musaceae. The transcript is spliced from 3 exons. The record is from RefSeq and is a predicted model, not a curated record. The coding region runs from base 30 to 986 and encodes 318 amino acids. Gene Ontology annotation, molecular function: heme binding; peroxidase activity. Gene Ontology annotation, biological process: hydrogen peroxide catabolic process; response to oxidative stress.
GGCAUUGUUAUCAUUCAUCUCAUUGUGUUAUGGCUUCCUUCUCUAAUGGUCUCCUUGGUACUAUCGUCAUGCUUUCUCUAAUGGCGUGCACAGCACAAGCACAGUUGUCAUCUACGUUCUACAUGACGACAUGCCCAAAUUUACAAGCAAUCGUGGCAUCAAUCAUGACUCAAGUUGUGAGGCAGGAGCCUCGAAUGGGUGCCUCCCUUGUUCGUCUCUUCUUCCAUGAUUGUUUCGUGAACGGCUGUGAUGCGUCCGUCCUCCUCGACGACACACCGACCAUGAUCGGCGAGAAGAACGCGGUGACCAACGCCAACUCCCUCCGCGGGUACGAAGUCAUCGACGACAUCAAGUCCCGCGUGGAGGCCGCCUGCAGCUCCACCGUCUCCUGCGCCGACAUCCUCGCCCUCGCCUCCCGCGACGCCGUCACCCUGCUUGGAGGGCCGUCAUGGACGGUGCCGCUGGGCCGCCGGGACGCGAGGACCGCCAGCAUCGCUGCCGCCAACGCCAGCCUCCCCCCGGUCUCUGAUGGCCUCACCAACCUCGUCGCCAGGUUCGCCGCCAAGGGUCUCAGCCUACGCGACCUCACCGCGCUCUGCGGCGCGCACACCGUAGGCGCAGCCCGGUGCGCCAACUUCCGCCCCCACGUGUACAACGACUCCAACGUCGACCCGGGCUUCGCCACGCUCAGGAAGAGGACAUGCCCGGCCGCGGGCGGCGACGACACUCUGGUUGGACUGGACGCCACGAGUCCCACCCGGUUCGACGUGAGCUACUACCGGGACUUGAUGGCGCGGCGGGGGCUGCUUCACUCCGACCAGGAGCUCUUCAACGGCGGCCCGGCGGAUGGGCUGGUGAGGUUGUACAGCACGAAUGGCGAGGCCUUCAACAGGGACUUCGCGGCGGCCAUGGUGAAGAUGGGCAGCAUCAGCCCGUUGAUAGGGUCGGCCGGGGAGAUAAGGUUGAACUGCCGGAGGGCCAACUGAUGAUGCCACAGUGCGAUCUUAUUAUGUUGGGAGUCCAAACUCGAAGCUCUAAUUAAUGGUUUCUCAAUAAAUGUGGUUAAAGAUAUAUGAGAAGUCAAUGGUUUGGGAUUUCUGAUCAAAUGUGUGUGUGGUGAUUUAAUGAAAGAUUUAUUCAUGAAAAUACUUACAACAAUGUAAUAAUUAUUUGCCAAUUUCUUCCAUGACUA